AGCGGCGUUAACGCACGAAGAUUAGGUAAGAACAUUUUAUGUAACGAUUCGAACAAAUAUGUCAGAUCGUAUGCCCAAAAUUGAUAUCAGCAAGUUAAAACAAACAGAUGUACAUUUCAUUAAAGAGGUUGAGAAGAAAAACAUUGACAGGGUUCAGAAGUUAAUGCGUAUCCGAAAAAACAAUUUAAUCACUGCAUCAUUAUUGGGUAUUGGUGUAUUAAGUAUAUAUGGAUAUACUAUGUAUGCUGUAAGACAGGAAAGCUUUUUGGAUGAUUUUGACGAACCCGCAAAAACUACAAAGUAAUGGUCACUUCAAAA
Messenger RNA from Anoplophora glabripennis (Asian longhorned beetle), 318 nucleotides. RefSeq names its product cytochrome c oxidase assembly factor 3, mitochondrial (gene Ccdc56). Gene Ontology annotation, biological process: mitochondrial respiratory chain complex IV assembly. The transcript has 2 exons. Lineage: Eukaryota; Metazoa; Arthropoda; Insecta; Coleoptera; Cerambycidae. The record is from RefSeq and is a predicted model, not a curated record. Gene Ontology annotation, cellular component: mitochondrial inner membrane. The coding region runs from base 59 to 304 and encodes 81 amino acids.